Molecule: messenger RNA, 357 nt
Organism: Rotaria sordida
Lineage: Eukaryota; Metazoa; Rotifera; Eurotatoria; Philodinida; Philodinidae
Source: the annotation of a GenBank genome assembly
AUGAUUGGAACAAUACCUGUUCAUGUGAUAUCAGUGUUUGUUGUACAUGUCCUGAAGAAUUUUAUUGUAGAACAGCAGAAAAUUGUUUGUUCACCUGAAUCUAGACUAAAUCAAACGAUACCGAGUUUGGUUGUAGGUUAUCUACUUGUUGAUUCUCUUCUUGCAUCUUCGUUUGAAUGUUUUUAUAAUGCAUCAUGUAUUCAAAUACGUAUUGAAUGGUAUUCAUUUGAAUCACACAAUGCUACAAUAGAUCCUUGUGUUCUCAAUGUGACUACACUUGAUCCAACAGUUGAUGAUCGUUUUUUCCUUGACACUACAUUGAAUAAUAUUGUUUCACAAUUAUUUAUUGAAGAUUGA